AUGGUCGGCCGCAAAAACGUGCGCCGCAGCUCACAGACUGGCGCUUCCAUGGAUGUCACCUAUACUCCUACCACCCGCCGUAUCAGCAAAGCGAAGAAGGGGAAGCGUGUACAUGCCUGCGAGUUCCCUGGCUGCAACAAGGUCUUCACCCGCGCUGAGCACCGCAGACGCCAUGAAUUGAAUCACAACCCCGAAGCCUCGUACCGUUGUUCCGAGAGUGGCUGCAAGAAGGCCUUUCACAGGCCGGAUUUACUGGCCCGCCACAUGGAGAGACAUGAGCUCGAGUCACAACCGGAAUCUCAAUGGGCUUUACAGCGCCAGACGCCCGUCAUUAAUGACCCGACUCCCGUUCCCCACUGCUUGCCUAUGGAUAGCGCAUCUCUCCUCGACACCACUCCCCAGCAAUCGAGCUCCAUGUCGGUUGGGUCUCUCGUGGCUCCUGGCGUGCACCCGGAACUCGCCAGUGACUGCUCUCUGGUGUGGAACGGCAUGAGCCUCCCUCUGCAGCAGCGCCCAUCAGCAAACUUGUUUCAGAAUCACCUCCCCGAAACCGUCGACAGCCCCUUCUACUCUUCGCCUGCAGAGACCUGCCCUUCGCCUCUAUCCGAUGCAACUUUCUCCCUCCCUCCUCACUCCAGUUCCUCCAUUUCCUCCGCAUCCGUUUCAGUUAUUGAACACUACCCCAAAAAUAUCUUGAAGAGCGACAUCACCUCUUCUCCGCUCCAGAUGCAUUCACCAUUGCGAUGGGACGGCCACGACGGCCUGCCGCCUUCACAUAUGGUGCCCAUCUCUCUGGAAGAGAGCUUGGUCCAGCCUCCUGUUCAGUGCCACUACCCUUCCCCCUCUUGGUCCAGCGCCGACUGCUUGCCAUACGACGAACAUGUGCAUUCCCUGGCUCACUUCCAGUCCAUGAAUUGGAAGCAGUGGGCCAUGUGA
Messenger RNA from Penicillium maclennaniae, 936 nucleotides. RefSeq names its product Zinc finger C2H2. Gene Ontology annotation, biological process: regulation of transcription by RNA polymerase II. Gene Ontology annotation, cellular component: chromatin. Gene Ontology annotation, molecular function: DNA-binding transcription factor activity, RNA polymerase II-specific; RNA polymerase II cis-regulatory region sequence-specific DNA binding. The coding region runs from base 1 to 936 and encodes 311 amino acids. The record is from RefSeq and is a predicted model, not a curated record. NCBI's taxonomy places the organism in Eukaryota, Fungi, Ascomycota, Eurotiomycetes, Eurotiales, Aspergillaceae. The transcript has 3 exons.